AAAUAGAUAAAAUAUUCACUUAAGGCUAAAAACAACAGAUGCAAAUACUUUGAACAUGCUUUAAACUUCUCUUAAUAUCAGUUGUAAAUCUGAUGCACUGCCUUUCUGUCAUCAAUACAAUACAUGUGGAAAUGUCAGGAAAAUCAAUUCUCAGCAAAGAACUGAGUCACCAUUCUGUCUCUGAGUUUAUGGCAAAUUUUGUUUCUCUUGAAGUUAAGACAUCUAGUUUUGGAAAUCUUAGGACUAUUUGAAUACAUAAAGAGGAAUGCUUUAAAUUUGGAAUACAAAUAAAUUCGAAAAUAUCACCAAGAUGGGGCGAAGAAACAAUAGUUACAUUCGACCAACGACGGAAAUGGAACUAGAAAAAGAGUGUUCGUUCGAACCCAGACAGAUCAACAUAAUUGACAGUCUACCAUGCUGCCACAGCAUCAAGAACAAACUAGGAUUCAAAAUCGCCCUGUAUUUGAUACUCGUUUCUACCGAUCUCAUUGACGUUCUCAGUGAUUGGUUGCUAUUUCGAGACGUGAUUUCUACAGAAGAAGGUCUAGUGUUCGGACCAGUCGAGGAUAUACUUAAAUAUUUACUGCUCGCGUUUUCGGUCAUAGGAACUUUCACGUAUAUAUUUGAAAUGAGCAACUACUGGUGGGAGAUAUUUCGUUCCAAUCCAUGGGUGGAUGUUGAUCUCCUGAUGGCCAUCAUAAUCUGGAUCGAGGACGUUCCGCAAAUAACUAUUAAUGUUUUAAUAGUUGCCUGCCGUGAGGAGGCUAUCAGUUACUUUCAGCUUGUUAAGGCAAGCAUCAUAAUUAUUGGCGCUGUUAUUCGCGUACUGAUAUCGCUGAUACGUUACUGCGGAAAAACUGCUCGAAGGGAUGUCAAAUGCGCUAGACUGAACAAAUACUCCCGAUAUCAUGUGGUUUAUAGGUUCUUCAUAAUGAUUGGUCUAAUCCUAACACUAGGUGGCGCUGUGACUAUAUUUAUGUUUACACAGUCCGAAAGACAUCCAGACGGAAGACUCGACUUUAAAACUCCCCAUAGUAUCCUGGAAGGAAAAUAUGACGACGAAAAAUACUUCAAGAAUGUUAGCAUCUACUUCAGCCAUCCAUCUUUACAAGAAGGUCAAGCUAGUUCUAGUCCGGAGGACGUCAAUUUUAUAAGACUUCUUAAGAUAAAUGAAAUACGGAAAUCUGAAACAGACCAGACUGUUAAAAUCUUCGUGAACAAAAAUGAAAACAGUACAGACUUUUCUGUCAUAGUAGGGCCAAACGCAAAAACUGAAUGCUUCAAAUUUUGGCACAGUAGCGGAAAGGUGGACAGCGAGUUUCUGACGACCAACAUUACCUGUGCUGAGUCAUUGUCUUCACCAGAUGAACAAUGGACAUUCAUUUUCCAUUACAAGAAGCCAUCAGCACCAAGACUUAUUUUUGGAGACAUCAAAUACAACAUAAAAACCAACACCAGUAUGUCACAAUGUGGGGAGCCUCAAUUUGAAAUCAACACCAUGACUACAAGGCAGAGUAAAACAACAAAAACAGCUGCCCUACGAUACUUCAGAACAAAGGGAGCAACUCCAGAAACUGAUCACAUCCUUGUUGCUUCCCCUGAUAAAGGAACCAGGUUUUAUCGUACUAAGGACCUAGUCAAUAUAGCUGAUGUGUGGAGAACCGGAUUUGCCCUCUGCAAAAGUUCGGGCAGUAUGGCCCCUAAUAGGGACACAAGCAUUUCUGUACCAUGUGACUUGUGGACAUAAAUUGCAAAAACAACAAUGGAAAAAGAGGCUGUUUUUGACCCCAUAAUAUGGUAAACCAUCAACCUAUGUCAUAAUUGAGUUCUAAUAUCAAAGCAUAAUAUUCUCACAUAACAAGAAGAGGCAUUUAUAGUAUAAAAAAAAAAGAACAUUUACAAGCGCAAGGACACAUAGUGCUUCAUUGCAUUAAGAAAUAAGAUAUCCCUGAUAUGAGUGCAUGAUUGUGUUUUAUGAUUAUUAUCGUAUAUGUCUCAACGUUUACAAAGAUUUGUACAUUGUUUUUCCUUUGUUUGUCAUUGGAUAGGUUUUGAACUUGGAGCCGGAAUAUGAACAUUAGAAAAAAGUUAAUAUGUUCCUGGAAUAGAUAUGCGCCUUUUAAGAUCAAAUCUCUUUCACGUGCAAACUUCUGCCAAAAACAUAUUAUUUCUUUACUUAUAUUUUAUAAGCAUAGUAAUUGUUUGAUUCACAAUACAAACGCAUUAGAUACUCAAGUUUCAAAUUUGAUGAAAAAAUUGCGGCUUUAAAAAAUCAAUUUUGAAUACUAUGAUUAUGUGAUUCAAUUGUGGAAACAAUUGUCUAUCUUCUUUUUUAUGACUUAAAGCUGCACUCUCACAGAUUUACCAUUUUGACAACUUUUUAAAUUUUUGUCUUGGAAAGAGCAAAUUUUUGCGUAAAUAUCUGCAAACCAAUGAAAUAAGAUUGCUGACAAAAGAUCAGAUCGCAGAUUUUCAUAUUUCCGUUCGAAAAUUAAUAAUCAUUUUUUUAACUUAAAUAUAAAAAACUGGGAUCUAAUUUUUUGUCAGCAGUCUUAUAUAACUGAUUUCCAUGAAUUUUCGCCAAAAUUGGCUAGUUCCAAGACAAAAAAAUAAAAAAUUGUCAAUAUGUUCAGUCGGUGAGAGUGCAGCUUUAAUUUAAGAACAUUAUGUAAUCAUGUCCAUCAAAAUAUUGGUAUUGGCUGGUAUUCAAUAUGCGACUUAAGUCUAUCUUAUGGUCAUGCAUCAUUGACUUCAUUCACUCGUUUCGUCAAUAACAAGUAAUCCUAUUAGCUACAUCAUUCUAAGAUCCAAUUAAGACCAAUAUUGGUUUAAACAGUAUUUAUUCAUAUGUUGUUAAUAUAUCAGCAUAUUACAAGUAUACAGGGAAAUGGAUUGAAGAGAUAGCUUAGAGCUAAUAUUAACUUUUCUCUUUAUUGAAUACCAGCCCUUACCUCCAAGUGGAUACAAAAAUGAUAUACACUGUUUAGAUUUUAAAGGUUAAUUAAUGUAUUGAUUUUGUUAUGUACAUGUGUAUGAAUGGCAUACAUGUUUAUUGUAUUUUGUUUUGAACAAUAUUGUCAUUAUUCUAUAUGUAGUACUUUUGUUCAACAUGUCAUGAACAUAAACCUUUUAAAAAACAAGCUCGAAUUCUUCCACUAAUGUUUGGCAUCAACAAAUUUAAGAAGCUCUGCUAUACCAUAUAAAAUCCAGAAUUUGAGCAAGCCCGAAAAAAAGUGAGCUUUCACUUAUUGCAACAACAGCGAUGUAUUAGUCAGUUAAUUGCUACAACUUUGAGAUGACAGUGUUUUUCCCCCAAUUUUUAAGGGACCAGAAUUCAGCCUUAUAUUUUCUUUGCUAAAACAUUAAAACCAUCCCUAAUCUAAAAAUAAAAUUUCCAAUUUCAUGUUGUAUGGAGUCAUUUUGUGUAUUAUUAAAGAAACAAAAUUCAUCUCAUUCUCUUGUUUUUCUUUUCUGUUUUUGUAACAUUUGGUCCAAAUGACACAUUUUUUCCAAUCAGAAAGUUCUCUGCCCCUGAUACCGAAAGUGGUGGAAAAAAUCCCUGCAUUAAAAGCAGGUUGGCUAUCAGUUUCUAUGAAACACUCAACAUUUUUAAAAAUCAAAUAUUCAUGUAACUAAAAAAAAAUCUUCCAUAUAGUUUACAGAAAAAUAGUCUGUGGUAUCUGUGGUAAUUACUUCCGCUUUUUAAGUGACUGAUACUUGAUAAAGAUUAACUAGAAGUGUAGGAGCAGAAACAAUGCACAAGAGAUUUCAUGAUACAAGGAACUUAAACAUAUAUAUAUAUUUUUUCUUAAUAAUGACCGCUCCAAAUUAAAACUUGAAACAUUUCCGGCAAUUGUAAUUUCACAUACUUUGUUGAAAAUAUACUUCCGGUGUAAAUUGUCUAAGUACAUUAUCAUGACAAAAGAUACUGUGGUAUCAAGUUGCACAAUUUAGCAGCAGUAGUAGAACUAAGCAUAGGUUAAAGAUUAUUAACAUUUUCAUGUACUUAAAAAAAUGGUUUGAUGCAACACAGUUUUUAGUGGUCUGCAUUAUAUUUUGUAAAGAACCCAACAAGUGGGCCAGCCACUGUUAACAUCUUCUGCUUCACUUGAUUUAAGACAAUAAUGACUGACUGCUGAUUUACUGAAAUAAAUGUUACAGAAAGCUUGAUAAAUACUGCCUUCUCAUUUGACAAAAUAUAAUAAUGACCACUUAUACCCUUUAAAAGUUCUUCUUGUUAAGCAUCACAGUUUGGUAUAUUAAUUUUAGUGAACUGUUUUAUUGACUGAAUUUAAAUUGUAAAAUUUUAGGAAACUGUUUUAUUGAUUGAAUUGAAAUUGUAAAAUGUUAGGAAACUGUUUUCAUUGAUUAAAAUAAAUUGUAUAAUAUUUGGAAACUGCUUUCAUUGAUUGAAUUUAAAUUGAAUUAUUUUAGGAAACUGUUUUAUUGAGUGAAUUUAAAUUGUAUAAUUUUAGGAAACUGUUUUAUUGAUUGAAUUUAAAUUGUAUAAUUUAAGGAAACUGUUUAUUGAUUGAAUUUAAAUUGUAUAAUUUAAGGAAACUGUUU
Mya arenaria is the source of this 4566-nucleotide messenger RNA. RefSeq lists its product as uncharacterized. The record is from RefSeq and is a predicted model, not a curated record. The transcript has 2 exons. Bases 311 to 1747 code for a protein of 478 amino acids. Lineage: Eukaryota; Metazoa; Mollusca; Bivalvia; Myida; Myidae.